AUGGAGAGCCCCCACGAGCACCAGCAGAGUCUUCUGCUCUCCCGUAUCAUCACCAAUAUCGAAAAACUCAACGAAGCCGUCAUGGUGUUGAAUAAGGGUCUACAAGAAGUCAAUGUCCAGAACAUGAAUGUCGAGCUUGUUGCGCAGAUGUUUAAAAACUAUCAAUCCAACGUGUUGUUCCAUCUGGAAGCCACCGAGAACCUCCAGGAGCCUUCUUAA
Talaromyces rugulosus is the source of this 219-nucleotide messenger RNA. RefSeq lists its product as uncharacterized. The record is from RefSeq and is a predicted model, not a curated record. Gene Ontology annotation, cellular component: DASH complex; mitotic spindle. The coding region runs from base 1 to 219 and encodes 72 amino acids. Lineage: Eukaryota; Fungi; Ascomycota; Eurotiomycetes; Eurotiales; Trichocomaceae. Gene Ontology annotation, biological process: attachment of spindle microtubules to kinetochore. The transcript has 5 exons.